Molecule: messenger RNA, 989 nt
Organism: Bufo bufo (common toad)
Lineage: Eukaryota; Metazoa; Chordata; Amphibia; Anura; Bufonidae
Gene: PNMT
Product: phenylethanolamine N-methyltransferase
Exons: 3
Coding region: 4-834 (276 amino acids)
Cellular component (GO): cytosol
Molecular function (GO): phenylethanolamine N-methyltransferase activity
Source: RefSeq, a predicted model, not a curated record
GCAAUGAGUGCAGUGUUAUCUAUCUCUUCCAAUAUGAGCAGCAUCCAGGCAGUCGCUGAAUCCUACAAGGUAUUCAACCCCAGAGCGUACUUACAGAAUAACUAUGUGCCCCCUAGGGCAGACUUCUCAAGUGAAGACAGCGUCAUGUGCUGGAAACUACGCCGACUUCAUGAGGCUUGUGGCAAAGGUGAAAUAAAAGGACACACCCUGGUAGACAUCGGCUCAGGUCCUACAAUAUACCAGUUGUUGAGUGCCUUUGAGCCCUUUCAGGAGGUGAUUCUGACGGACUACUUGGAGGUAAAUCGUCAAGAACUGAAGAUGUGGCUAAAUAAUGAACAUGGAGUGUUUGACUGGAGUCCCUACUUUGAAUAUGUCUGUAAGCUGGAGGGCAAAGGAGAGUCCUGGAAAGAGAAGCAGAAACGAUUGCGGGAACGUGUGUCUCGUGUGAUCCCAGUUGACAUCCAUCAAUCUAGUCCACUAGGAAGUGAAGUAGCCAGUGGUUCAAUUGACUGUCUGGUAUCUUCUUUCUGCCUUGAGGCUUGCAGUCCCAGUCUAGUGGCCUUUCAUAAGGCACUUGAAAAUGUAGUUGGGCUUCUGAAACCACAGGGGCACUUUUUAUGGAUUGGUGCGUUGGAGGAGUCCUACUACUUGGCUGGAGAGGCGCGGUUGAGCGUGUUGCCAGUAACAGAAGAUAUGGUGAAGAAGGCACUGUCCAAGGCAAAGUGUGUUGUAAGGGAAUUUUCUACCUAUUCCAUGACUCCUAGCAUGAAAGUUGGUGUAGACGACGUGAGUGGGAUAUUUUUUGUUUGGGCUCAGAAAGACGCUCCAAAGUGAGGCACUCAAUCACAUGAACUAUUAAUAAUAUUAGAUAUAUGGAGAGGGCUUCAGGUAAUGUAAUGAAAUGUAAUGUAUCACCUAUCUAUAUGCCAUAUAUAAAAAACAUAAAUAUGCAAAUAGUAUCUAAUAAAUUCCGCUAUUAAAAACCUGUG